AUGGUUUUCGAUAACGCUGAAGGUUUCCGAGGCGCUUUUAAGACAAUCGCAUUACUAGGCCGUCCAUUAGGAAUUUUUCCAUUCACCACGACACCCCAACUUCAAGUAUCAAAGUAUUGGAAUAUAUAUGGAAUAUUUUUCGUUCUACCUUUCUUAAGGUUUGUUCUCUCUAGGUGGGUGUUCGUGAUUCCGUACGUGAUCGGCGUAUCUUGUGACAACUUUCUAUUCAUCUUAUUAACGAUACGAAUCCAUUCAGCCACUGUUGCAAUGAAUCAAGAAUUGAAAAAACUGUUCAGUAAUAUGGAUCCGAAUGACGAGAAUAGAGUUAAAAAACUCAAAAUUCUUCGAAAUAAUUACUUAGUUGAGCCCACUACGAAAACAGUAACCACAAAUGAAGGAGUUUUGCACAAAAUCCGUGAACUGUCUGAAGCAUAUACUACAAUUAGUGAUAUGAUAAAGAUAGCAACUGAGAGCGCGGAAGUGGCAAUCCUAAUAGAUACAGUGGGUAUGCUCGUUCGUCUCAUGUGCAGAAGCUACAAAUUAGCCAAGGCUUAUGAUUUUUUAGAUGCUCGAAACUCAGGAUUUGAUAGUAAAAAUGAAGCGCAAAUAUCACAACCACAUCGCUAUUGUGAACGAGUUGAAUCUCUUCUACUGUGUCACCAUGCUCAGCCAAACAACAUAUUCGCCCCUAAAUGUAUGUACUUUGGAUCGAGGAUUAGUUGCAAAGCACCCUCGGAUUCCGAUAUCCCAAAUAAAAUACGUGAGCUCACAGUAUCUUACACAUUAACAGCGGACGCAGUAACCAUAGUAACAGACACUUUUGAAAUCAGGAUUGUUAUAGAUCUUUUGUGGAUCGUAAUGCAUUUGAUGAGCACGAUUUACAUUUUAGUCAACGAGUUCGGCAAAGGGGAGCAACAAUAUAAUGUAGCUUUGGGAGUAGCUAGAAAAAUAUACUGGUUUGUGAUAAUAAGCAUGAGGAUAAUAUGUUUGUGCGAGGUUCCACACCGGAUCAGCAGCGCGAUGUCCGAAACUCAAGAGCUAUUAACAAAGCUGAAACGUAAAUUCCACGAUAUGUACGAGAUAAGAAAUGAAUUGGACCUUUUCUUCCGAACAACACAGCUUAACAACACAACGUUUUCGCCGUUGAGCGUGUGCACUCUAAAUAGAGAUCUUAUUGCGACGAUUCUCGGUUGUGCCGCAACAUAUCUCAUUGCGAUUAUACAACUUGUAUCGACUAAAUGA
Leptosia nina is the source of this 1242-nucleotide messenger RNA. The record is from the annotation of a GenBank genome assembly. NCBI's taxonomy places the organism in Eukaryota, Metazoa, Arthropoda, Insecta, Lepidoptera, Pieridae.